GCAACGGCGCACAGCGGCUAGAGCAGCGCAGCACCACCGACCGCAACGUCGGCCAACAUGAUCAAGUUCGCAGUUCUGCUGGUUCUCGGGGCGCAACUCUGCUUGGCUCAACAGUACCCGAGGUACUUCAAGUUCCCCGUUGGAAAAGGUGAUGAGUGCGAGGACCACCAGAUCGGCAAGAGAUUCCCCGUGGGUGCUGUGUGGAGCAGCCGUAACUCGGGCUGCAAGCAGAGCCACUGCAUCAAGGAGAACGGUACUCUCUACAUCGACCGCUUCCAGUGCCCCCAGGUGCGGAAGCGGGUGGACUUCCAGAAGCUGAAGGCGGACAACCUGUUCUGCAGAGAGGCCGUGGGAGACCGCAGGAAGGCAUUUCCGGACUGCUGUCCCCGCCUUGUGUGUAAACACUACGUUAAGGGCAAGCUGGUCGCUCUCCCUGAGGACAAGUACCCUUUUCUCUGAGCGCAGUUGAUGGCGUGCGGUAACAUUGAAAUAACGACUUGAUUGUGAUACGAUGGUGAUAGUUCUAGCUGCCGGAGACAGUCGCAAACCUGAUACGUUAUAGUUAUCAGUAGUUUUUUUUCACGAAACAGUAGUUUUGUGGAAUGGUACCACCAGUGCCUGUAGCGUAGCUUUGUGGCGCUUUGUUUCG
This is a messenger RNA of Pollicipes pollicipes, 649 nucleotides long. RefSeq lists its product as uncharacterized. Bases 58 to 459 code for a protein of 133 amino acids. The transcript is spliced from 3 exons. The record is from RefSeq and is a predicted model, not a curated record. NCBI's taxonomy places the organism in Eukaryota, Metazoa, Arthropoda, Thecostraca, Pollicipedomorpha, Pollicipedidae.